This is a messenger RNA of Serendipita indica DSM 11827, 441 nucleotides long. Lineage: Eukaryota; Fungi; Basidiomycota; Agaricomycetes; Sebacinales; Serendipitaceae. The record is from the annotation of a GenBank genome assembly.
AUGCCUCCAAAGCCCGCGUCCGCCGUCGCCUCAAAGGCCCCUGCCUCUACCGCUGGAAAGGCCCCCGCCAAGUCUGUCGAGGGUACAAAGGCUGCAAAGAAGACCGCGAAGAAGGCUGCGCCAGGCGGUGACGACAAGAAGAAGAGGAAGCGCUCCCGCAAGGAGACCUACUCGUCGUACAUUUACAAGGUCUUGAAGCAGGUUCACCCCGAUACUGGUAUCUCCAACAAGGCCAUGGCCAUUCUCAACUCUUUCGUCAACGAUAUCUUUGAGCGCAUUGCCAGCGAAGCUUCCAGACUCGCAUCGUACUCGAAGAAGUCGACCAUUUCCUCACGUGAGAUUCAGACUUCUGUUCGUCUCAUCCUGCCAGGAGAAUUGUCCAAGCACGCCAUCUCCGAGGGAACCAAGUCGGUCACCAAGUUCUCGUCUGCCGGCAAGUAG